Trichophyton rubrum CBS 118892 is the source of this 5705-nucleotide messenger RNA. RefSeq lists its product as uncharacterized. The record is from RefSeq and is a predicted model, not a curated record. Lineage: Eukaryota; Fungi; Ascomycota; Eurotiomycetes; Onygenales; Arthrodermataceae. Gene Ontology annotation, molecular function: UDP-glucose:glycoprotein glucosyltransferase activity. The coding region runs from base 2963 to 5587 and encodes 874 amino acids. Gene Ontology annotation, cellular component: endoplasmic reticulum. The transcript has 2 exons.
UCAUUCUCCUUGUCUUUCACACAAACGGCGCUCGGAGAUUGCAGGGUUCUUGUGUUUUUAAAUAUUUCCUACCAUCUCUCGCGAUUGAUUUGACCUGACUUCCUCAACCGACCAACGGUCCAACAAUCAAAAAUACCCUCUUCGCUGGCCCACAGGUUAACCAAAUUCUCAAAUUUCCAUACCCGACCAACAACAAUUGUUUGCAGGCAAUAGGCCCCUAUUGGAGGAUUCCAUUCUUGUAUCUGUUCAGGCUCUGGCUCUCUUAGCCUCUGCUCUUUUGCCCUUUAUCUUGAGCUGGAUGUUUGGUCAGCCCUGUGUGUCUUUCUCUUCUUGCCUUUCUACUACUGGAUGUACGCUUGACCCUGACCGACAGUACUCUGUUUACCUUCUGAGCGAUCGAUCAAAAAAGUGUUACUGUUACUGUUAAUCGUUAAUCGCCAAAGGCUCUUCAUUAGUAAUUAAUACAUCUAUGAGGUGCUGCCACACGUAUCUGUAUUCUAAUUAUAUAAUUAUUCAAUGCUAAUCUUUGUCAUAAUUUAUUCGUCUUAGUUAUGGAUUAGUUAACUCGCUGCUUGUUUACGUUGAUGUCAUCGUGGGUUGACCUAACAACUAGCGUAUAAAACACGAAAUCUGGCCAGAAGGCUGGAAACAUCAGCAAUAGUCAACUAAUACAAUAUCCAACGCCAGACAGGCACUGCCAAUUCGUCUUGUGAGCCCUAUCAGAUAGUCUUGGUGACCCUGUGUUUUUUCUGGAAUAUGCAUUUGCAGGAGAAAUAUAGAAUCUGAAGCUCCCGGGCGCUCUACUUCAGCAGUUCUGCCGCCUACGCCUAUCCCACAACAUACGACUUAAAGCCCACAGGCUGAGGUUCCAACGACUCAGUAAUAAUGUCAGCCAUAAGUUCAUGGCCCAUACGGCCAUUGGCUCUGUGUUUAGUGGGCCUUGCGCUUCUUCCAAAUGUAUCGCAGGCCAGUCCGUCUGUUAACGUUGCCUUGAGCGCUUCAUUCAAUUCAGCUCCUUACCUCGUGGAACUCCUGUAAGCCACCUAACUACCAUUAGCCAUUUCCUUACUGACAUGUGAAUACCAGAGAAACAGCGGCUGAAGAGAAUUCGACAUCCUAUUUUCCCCUCCUCGAUCGCAUUGCCGAUGGUAGAUUUGUGGAUGCCACCACCGAGAAAGACCUCUACGAACAAUUCAUUCAGGUGCUUAGCGAAGAUGGCCAUAUCACGGAUCCCGUUACCCUGUCAUCAUUUAAAUUUGCAUUGUCAAUUCGAUCCACUGCGCCGAGAAUCCAGGCUCAUUACCAAUAUUAUAACUCCUCCGUUAAGAAUUCGUUGAUGGCAGCGCAGGAUGCUGUGUGUCAGGUUUGGGCGCAUUAUGACGGAUCUCAGUAUUGUUCACCUACUUUAGAGCAUGCACAGCAGCCUUUAAUUGCUGGAAGGGACGAGUGCGUGAGUCGUUGAUUUGUUUGAAAAGCGAGCGAGAAGAAUAGUGGGAUGGUUUGAAACCCUGCUGACUGCUGUUCCUUCUAGGUCACUUGAGAAACUGCUUCCUUUCGAUCGUGUGUUGGCUGUUCCAAAAGCCGAAGAUGAGGAAAACCGGCAAUCGCUAGUUUUAUAUGCGGAUAUAACCUCGCCUUUAUUCAGCGAGUUCCACAAGGCAGUCAGCAAAAGAGCCAGAGAUGGUGAGAUGUCUUACAGAGUCCGUUACCGGCCAUCGACGGCAGCUUCUAGACCAGCAAAGCCUCUUUUCGUUAGUGGUUAUGGAGUAGAACUUUAUCUCAAACGUACCGAUUAUAUCAUGAUUGAUGAUCGCGCUUCAGGAAAAGGCGACUCUAAGGAGGCUCUCCUUGACUCAAAGCCAACAUUGACAGUUGACAGACUCUCUGACAGCCCUACUGCUGACCUUGAACCUCUUUCUUCAUCUGAAGUGUCAACCCUUGGAUUGAAUGCUGCGAGCUUUGUCAUGGACAGUGAUGACCCAUUCGAUACCCUAAUCAAAUUAUCUGAUGAUUUCCCUAGGCAUUCAAAGACAAUUGCUGGCGUUAAUGCAACCUCAGAAUUCCUCGCUGAAUAUGAGGAAAAUAGGAAAAAUGGAUUGCAGCCAGGUAUAAACACCAUGUGGAUCAACGGUGUUCAAAUGUCUCCUCAAAACAUCGAUGCUUUUUCCCUUCUAGCCCAUCUAAGGCAGGAGCGGAAACUAAUGAACUCGCUUAAUGAACUUGGGUUGCAAGUACAAGAAGCCAUCAAGCUUUUGUCUAAUCCAGCCAUCGCAAUGGCCCAGAAAGUACACACAAGCCAGAGGUACGACUAUCGAGAUGAUAUUGAGGGAGGGGGAGUUAUCAUCUGGCUCAAUGAUCUGGAAAAGGAUUCUCGAUAUGAAGAUUGGUCAGACGAUAUCAUCACACUUCUGCAACCAACGUAUCCUGGCCAAUUCCAUGAACUCCGUCGUGAUGUCCACAACGUCAUUGUUCCCUUGGACCUGGCAAAUAAGGAGGACAUCACUCUCUUUGUCGAGGAGAUACAAGCUUUUGUUCUGAACAAUGUCCCUAUUAGAUUCGGAUUGGUUCCAACCCAGCUUAGUGAGCUCUCUAAGGAGCAGGCAAAGAUUGCUUAUUAUUUGAAUAAAACUUACGGACUGGAGUCUGUGUUUAGUUAUUUCACUGGGGUUUGUCUUUGUCAAGCUAUGUUAUCCCCACAUAUGCAGAGGUGCUAACUUACUUACCUUAGAUAUACUCAUCUCAGAAGCUCAAUUUGCCCAGCAAAGUUGAUUUUGAAACAGCUAUCAAAGACAGGGAGCCGAAAGAUGAUCAGUCAGUAAUCUUGUUUGAAGAAGUGCUGAAAUCUACUGAACUCGAUGCCUUGAUACAAAAGUCUAGAGGCUAUCUCAAGAGAUUAGCUCUCGACGGAGAGAAUCCUCCUGUAUAUGCCAACGCUAUCCCCAUUGAGCGUGACGAGCGAUGGAUGCACUUCCUAAUCGACAGGUUGUUUAAAGAUGUGCAAGGCUUGCAGCGACGUAUCUAUGAAGGGGAGUACAAGGAAGAUGUUUGGCUUCCCAGCUUUUACCUGGAAGAAGCAUCUCCCAAAUUCAACGCAUUUAUUAUCCCCGACGACCCCAGUGACAUAACCCUGAAAAGCAUAAACGAUGCUUAUUCGAAAUAUAAGGAAGCUUUUGAGACCAUCCCACGAAUACCAGGGGAGCGUGGUUCUGGCAUAGAGGAAUGGGCCCAACUGGCACUUGUUAUCGAUCUAGAUGAUGAACAUGGUGCAAAGCAAUUAGCUAAUGUUGUUGCUUUCCAUAAAGCAAACCCAGGGGUGGAGGUUUUGAUACUGCACAAGCCUUCUAUGCCAGAAAAUGGGCAAGGCUUGUCCACUGAACUGCAUAAACUCCUUGAUGACGGACGUGAUCUGGAAAUAGAUGCUCUCGACGCUUUACUUGACAAGGAAACGAAGAGCGAGAGGACUUCAACCGAUGCACAGAGGUUUUACUCAACUAUCCAGCCAGUGAUAACUGAGCUAGGAGCGGACGGGAAUGGCAUGCAUAUAAUUUUGAAUGGAAGAUUGAUUGGGCCCCUCAACCAAACAACAGUCUUGGACACUCAGGAUCUAGAAUUGGUACUGCAGUAUGAACGUUCCAAGCGUCUUACUCCUGUGGUAUCGGCCCUCGAGUCACUAGAAGAAACCGAUAAAAUCCGUGAUCACCUUGCCUUUGCAAGACUCACAUCCAUGGUAGCACUCUCGACAAUUUCGGAUAUCCCAGAAGGAACUUUCCAAAGGCCCCCGAUGAUCCGCACUGAAAUUUUCAAUAGCUGGGUUACCAAGCAUUCAGCAAUUACCGUAUCAAAGUCCGAAGCUCCUUUGAUCAAAAUUGUUGCGACAUUAGACCCCGCAACAGAAGUUGCUCAGCGGUGGAUUCCCAUCUUGAAAGUUUUGUCCCAGCUCCACGGCGUCUCUCUACAGAUAUUCUUGACUCCUCUUGAGGCCAUUAAGGAACUACCAGUGAAAAGGUUUUACAGGCAUGUCCUUGAACCUGCACCAUCGUUCUACGACGAUGGCUCACUGAAUCGACCUGGUGCUUCUUUCCAUGGGGUUCCCCAGGAAGCAUUAUUGAACCUCGGCAUGGAUGUUCCCCCGUCAUGGCUUGUGGCUCCUAAAGACUCAGUCCACGAUCUAGAUAAUAUCAAGUUGAGCUCUCUAAAAGAAGGCACCAAUGUUGAUGCCAUUUACGAGCUUGAACAUAUCUUGAUUGAGGGCCAUUCCCGCGAUAUAUCCAGGAACAAGCCUCCGAGGGGUGUCCAACUACUUCUGGGAACCGAAAGGGACCCUCAUUUUACUGAUACCAUUAUCAUGGCAAAUCUCGGUUAUUUCCAGUUUAAGGCACAACCAGGGCACUGGCAGAUAACAUUGAAACCAGGCAGGAGCGAUAACAUUUUCAAUCUCGAUAGCGUUGGUGGCAUGGGUUACAGCCCUAAGCCUGGUGACGAUAACAACGAAGUCUCGUUACUGUCAUUCCAAGGAAAGACCCUUUUUCCUCGUUUGUCUCGCAAACCUGGCCACGAAUCGGAUGACGUCCUCGAGGAUGGAUCUAAGAAACAAGGUUCAGCAAAAAAUCUUCUCUCUCAGGGGCUUGAUUUCGCAUCUGGUGUUUUUUCUGGUGUAUCAAAGACACGAAAGGAGAAACAUGCGGACAUUAACAUUUUCUCAGUUGCCAGUGGCCAUUUGUAUGAGCGAAUGCUGAACAUCAUGAUGCUAUCUGUGACGAAGCAUACGAAACAUUCUGUCAAAUUCUGGUUCAUUGAGCAAUUCCUUUCACCUUCAUUCAAGACAUUUGUCCCUCACUUGGCUGAAAAGUACGGAUUUUCUUAUGAGAUGGUUACAUAUAAAUGGCCACAUUGGCUUCGCCCACAGCGUGAAAAACAGAGAGAGAUUUGGGGUUACAAAAUCCUCUUUCUUGAUGUGCUUUUCCCCUUGUCAUUAGAUAAGGUUAUUUUCGUGGAUGCAGACCAAAUUGUUCGGACUGACAUGUACGAUCUCGUUUCUCUCGAUCUGGAGGGAGCUCCAUAUGGCUUCACGCCAAUGUGUGACUCCCGCACUGAGAUCGAAGGCUUCCGGUUCUGGAACCAAGGAUACUGGAAACGUUUCUUGCGCGGUCGACCGUACCACAUUUCUGCGCUAUAUGUUGUUGACCUAAACCGCUUCCGUGCCAUCGCCGCUGGUGAUAGGCUUAGAGGACAAUACCAAUCUCUAUCUGCUGAUCCAGAGAGUCUAUCUAACCUUGACCAGGACCUACCAAACCACAUGCAGCAUUCCAUUCCUAUCAAGAGUCUUCCCCAGGACUGGCUUUGGUGCGAGACAUGGUGUUCUGACGAGUCUCUCAAGACCGCCAAAACGAUUGACCUCUGCAAUAACCCGAUGACCAAGGAACCAAAGCUCGACAGGGCAAGAAGACAAGUGCCUGAAUGGACUGUUUAUGAUGAAGAGAUUGCACAGCUGGCACGAACAGUCGGCGCGAAAGACACUGAGUCGGAUCAUACCCAGAAAGAAGCCGAAAAGACAGAACCAGAGGAUAUGAACAAGGACGAGCUGUGAAAUGCGAAUCCUCAUUAAAAUUUACUAUACACAGAUUUCUAGAUUUACCAGCCGAUGUUUAGAUACUAAUUAUCUAUUCUAUAUCUUUUUUGUCUCCACUUCUAAGGGCGGCGAGCUC